GUACGGUUCCACUCCACGUAAGGAGGGAGGAGAGGGAGCUAUGGCGUGGGUACGCAGUGUCGUGUCUUCAGCCUGGCUGGCUGAGGCUAUCCGCACGGCCAAGGCGGGCACGCUGCGGGUGCUGGAUUGCUCCUGGUACCUGCCCACGGUGCCGCGCAACGGCAGGAAGGAGUUCAAGGAGCGGCACAUCCCGGGUGCCGUUUUCUUCGACCUUGAUGAGUGCAGCGACACCUCGUCGCCCUACGAGCACAUGAUGCCGUCGGCCGAGCACUUCGGCCAGUAUGUGGGAGCCCUGGGCAUCGGCAACGCCACGCACGUCGUGGUCUACGACGCCAGCGAUUGGGGGAUGUUCUGCUCGCCGCGGGUCUGGUGGAUGUUCCGGGCUUUCGGGCACAGACGGGUGUCGGUGCUGGACGGGGGGUUGAAGCUCUGGUGCCGCCAGGGUCUGCCGGUUACCGCCGAGAUUCAGCAGCUGCCUCCCGCCCAGUUCCAGCCGCAGCCCCGACCUCUUGUCAAGAGCUUCGAGCAGGUCCUGGACAACAUUGACAGCAAGGAGUUCCAGUUGGUGGAUUCCAGACCCUCGGGCAGGUUCCAAGGCACCCAACCUGAGCCCAGACCAGGUUUCGACCCUGGUCACAUCCCAGGCAGUGUCAAUAUCCCUUUCAUUGAAUUCUUGGACCCAGAGACUCUAAGGAUCAAGAGUGAGAAGGAACUGCGGAGCAUCUUUGAAGAGUGUGGUGUGGACCUGUCCAGACCGCUGGUAGGCACCUGUGGCACAGGGGUCUCUGCCUGCCACAUUGCUCUUGCUGCCAACCUCUGCGGGCAAGACGACGUGAUGAUCUACGAUGGUGCCUGGGUGGAGUGGUUCAAAAGAGCUAACCCGAGUUACAUCAUCUCGGUGAAAAGUGAGAAAACUGGGUAAUCACCACUGAAGUCAAUGGUUUGGGGUUGACUUCUGAGAUCUGUGAAAAAUUACUGAGUCUCUUUUUUAAACCAGCGGCAAGGCACUCUUAUCUAAUAUUGUACUAGGAGGAAAUAUUAAAACAAAAUGUGUUUUAAAUGUUCUGGUUAAAUGUUCUAUAUAUGCUGUGGGAUAUUCCAAGAAUAUGUCUGGCACUCUUUAUGGCAGUGUGUAGCGACAGUAACAUCCUCCUCUUCACACUUGUGGUUUCCAUUAGCUGGUGAAUUAACCGACUAGGUGUUGGAUGUCUGUUUAUCUUCUGAUCCUUAUGGUUCUUCCGGGAGUCAAAAAGUGGUGAGCAGUCUUAAUUCUAAAGAUUGUACAAAUACUAAGCAAACUAAAUAAAAAGCUGAGAAAGGAUGCUGAGAGGUGAAUUCAAAGUCAAAUGAAUAAAGAAGCAAAACGUGGUGCCUCUGAAUAAUCCUUUUAUAGAUAAGAAAUUCCUUAGAUAAGGAUAACCUAGUUACUAGGCUACAUAAUUAAAAUAAUUACAUCACGUGGGUGAUGUGCUGAUACUUAGCCAGUGAAAAAGGUGUUAAACCAUUAGUUUAGCUGUUAUACCACUUUCUGCCUGACAGUAGGGAUGAAACACUACGUACUGUGAAAAAUACAUGAGUUUAUUUAAGAAUACAAGUCUUAUAAAAAGUAUUAUUAAAAAAAUAGUGGUCUUCAAAAGUGGGUUGAGAAAUGCCAAGGUGACUCCUCAAGGUGUUGAGGUGGAACUAUUAAAGAGAGGGGAAUAUGCAAGCAAACAUCAUGCAGAACACUGACAUGAUAGUGUAGUGGUUAGCGUGACGCUAUCACAGCUCGAGAUGUGGGAGUCUGGAGCUUAAUCCUGGAGUCCUCUCCAAGGAAUGCAUGGGUUACCUCCAGGUUCUCUGGUUUCCUCCCACAGUUCAAAGACCUAGUGGUUAAUAGGUUAAUGGUCGCUGUAUAUGUCCCCUGAUUAGUCUAAGUUUAAAUUGGUGGGUUGACAGCGAAGCUCAUUGAGCUGUCAGGGCCUGUUGCGUACUGUGUGUCUAAAUAAAUAAAAAUAGAUACAUUUAGAAAAGCAACCUUAGUCAUGAAAUCCCAGGAGUCAGCAAUGAACCCUCAAUUUCUGAUUUGUUUGAGGUUGUUACCAAUUAAACCAGCUGCUCCAAAGGAUGCAUCACACAGGCGUAUUAUUCCAACAGGGCAGCCCUGGUUUCUGAUUGAGAGCAUGAAUCCUUGAGAGUUUAGAAUCACAGAAGUCUGAAUAUUGUUGAUCCUUUAAAUGAUCAUCAUUCUUCCAAAAUGCAUUUGUCAGAAGGCCAAAGUUUUAACAUGCAGGAUUGUAGGCAGUUUCUCGGCCGCCAUCAAAAGUGGAAGGCAGUUGGGCCAAGAGUUAAAUUUAGGUUAUUCUGUCCUGUCACUAACCUAAGCCAUGCCAAGCAAGUGCUAAAACACUUCCCUUCAGCAAGGACAAAAUGUUAGAUAUGGGAAGGAAGGAAUUGAAUUGAAAAUGAUGUGGGGGGGGAACAUCAGAAAGAAAAUCUGUGAUAAAUUCAACAUAAGCUUAAAAAAUGCCUAUUGUCCUAAUUAAUUAAUAAUUAAAAUAGCCUCUGAACUGAUUUACUGGAGGUUGAAUAUUAGGUGCCGUAGAGAUGCAGCAAUAUGAUCCAACAUAAACAGCAUUUUACAAACUUAUAACCAGUUACAGAUUUGAGAACUUUGAUUGUAUAAAAAGAAUAAGGCUGUGAAAUUGUCUGAAGACCUUGUGCCUUGCCUUGUUGAUAUUGUACUUAUCCUUCCAAUAAAGGCAAGAUAGGAAACAUAGA
Messenger RNA from Hypanus sabinus (Atlantic stingray), 2760 nucleotides. RefSeq names its product mercaptopyruvate sulfurtransferase (gene mpst). The record is from RefSeq and is a predicted model, not a curated record. Gene Ontology annotation, biological process: transsulfuration. Gene Ontology annotation, molecular function: thiosulfate-cyanide sulfurtransferase activity. The transcript has 2 exons. Gene Ontology annotation, cellular component: mitochondrion. The coding region runs from base 41 to 922 and encodes 293 amino acids. Lineage: Eukaryota; Metazoa; Chordata; Chondrichthyes; Myliobatiformes; Dasyatidae.